Lachancea fermentati is the source of this 1008-nucleotide messenger RNA. The record is from the annotation of a GenBank genome assembly. Lineage: Eukaryota; Fungi; Ascomycota; Saccharomycetes; Saccharomycetales; Saccharomycetaceae.
AUGUCAGAUGAGUUUGCAAGACAAUUAGAGGUGCAAAGACGGGCGUUUGAGGCGCAGUUUGGGUCUUUGGAGGAUAUGGGGUUCGAGGACCGCACCAAGCGGGCCGGCCUUGAGAAUAGUGAGAGUAGUGGGAGCGGUGAGAGUGGUGAGAGUAGUGGGAGCGGUGAGAGUGGUGAGGACGAUAGUGGCAGUGAGUUUGAGGGUUUCUCAGACCGUGAGGAUUCCAGUACAAAGCACGACGGGGCCGCGACGGCCACGAAGCCAAAGGACCGGGCGCCGCGUGUGAUCAAGUUCCAAGGGCCAGCAGACCACUACGAGGCGCCAUCGCGACGCGAGCAACGGUUGUUGAAGAGCGGGCGCGCGCCGAAACUGACGCUGGCGGAGACGCGGGCGCGUGAGGCUGCAGUGGAGGGCGCUGAGGGCGACGACGGCGACGACGAGGACGCAGAAGCGCAGAAUCUCAAGCACGACGUCGAGUUGCAGCGGUUUCUGGCGGAAUCACAUCUGCUGAGCGCGCUGGGCGGCGGCGCGGCGACAGCUAGCGGCGCAGAUCUCACGCUGGAGACCAUGGACCGCGUCGAGUACCGGGACGACGCAUUAGUGGGCAAAGCACGCGCGCGCACGCUGGAGAUGCGGUUGCGCGGGUUGUCGGCGACGAACGGACGCGAGCGCAAGCUGGAGAAGGUGCCGAUGAACGUGCGACGCGGGAUGGUGAACAAGCAUCAGCAGCGGAUCACGAAAGUGGAGCAGGAGGCGCGCGACGCAGGCGUGGUUUUGGCGCGGGUGCGCAAGGGCGAGUUCCGCAAGAUCGAUGCCACGUACCGCAAAGACCUGGAGCGUCGGAUCGGGUCGAGCGUGCGGGCGCGGGACGCGGAGCGGGCCGCGCGUGGGCGUCGGGAGCGUGGGCUGCGAGUGCAGUCGGUGGGGCGGUCGACGCGCAACGGGCUGGUGCUGUCGCGGGCGGAGAUUGAGCGAGUGAACGGGGGGUCUGGCGGGCGCAAGCGGUGA